Triticum urartu is the source of this 663-nucleotide messenger RNA. Its product is annotated as peptidyl-prolyl cis-trans isomerase-like. Gene Ontology annotation, cellular component: cytoplasm. The record is from RefSeq and is a predicted model, not a curated record. Gene Ontology annotation, biological process: protein folding; protein peptidyl-prolyl isomerization. Gene Ontology annotation, molecular function: cyclosporin A binding; protein binding; peptidyl-prolyl cis-trans isomerase activity. Lineage: Eukaryota; Viridiplantae; Streptophyta; Magnoliopsida; Poales; Poaceae.
AUGGAGGCGGGGACCAACGGCGACGGCAAUGGUGCGUGCUUCCCCUACGACGUGCUACUCGGCAUCCUCCGCCGCCUCCCGUGCAACGCCAUCGCCAAGUCCCGGCGCGUCUGCCGUGCGUGGCGCGCCCUCGUCGACGCCCACAACCUCCUCCAGCUCCCGACGGUGUUCUUCGACGUGACCAUCGGCGGCGCCCCCGCAGGCCGCAUCGUGAUGAGGCUGUUCGCCAAGGACGUGCCCAAGACGGCGGAGAACUUCCGUGCUCUCUGCACCGGCGAGAAGGGCGUCGGCAGGAGAGGCAAGGCGCUGCACUACAGGGGCAGCGCGUUCCACCGCGUGAUCCCAGGCUUUAUGUGCCAGGGCGGCGACUUCACCAUGGGCAACGGCCUCGGCGGCGAGUCCAUCUACGGCGACAAGUUCCCCGACGAGAAGUUCGUCCGCAAGCACACGCCCGGGAUGCUCUCCAUGGCCAACGCGGGGCCCAAUGCCAAUGGCUCCCAGUUCUUCAUCUGCACCGUACCCUGCCCGUGGCUCGACGGCAAGCACGUCGUCUUCGGUGAGGUCAUCGUGGGCAUGGACGUCGUCCGGAACAUUGAUAAGGUGGGCUCCCGCAGUGGCACGUGCGCCAAGUCCGUAGUCAUCGCCGACUCCGGCCAGCUCUAG